AUGGAUAAUAAUAGAAGCCCACCCUUUUAUCUCUCCAACGAGAAUCCAGAUAGCCCACAAAAGAAACAUCUGUUCUCAAACAGAACAAACCUAUCGGAAACAUACCCAGGGAUGGAAAAUUAUUUAAAUGGAGAAAAUACAAAUACAUAUAUACUCGAAAGGUCAACCAAACUCUGGAAUCAUAUUAACACGAAACCAUAUUCAGCAAAGAAUCAUAUAACAAGAUAUUUGUCAAAAGAUAAGUUAGAAGGAGCAACAAUAGGAACAUAUAAAGAAUAUGUACAUAAGGUAGUUGGAGAACAUAAAUCAGAAAAUUUGGGCGGAGAUAAAGUUGAAACAAUCAGUGACAUUUUUUCAGAGACUGAAGAUAAUGUUUCAAUAUUAAGUAGAUUACAUAGCCUAACCCUUAAAAAAUCAACGUCAUUUUUGGAUCAAGUGAAGCCAAAUAAAUCAGUGCAAGAUGAAACAAACAAACUACUUGAACAGAAUGAUAAUUCUGAAAUCAAUUGCCCUGAUCAAGAACAGGUAGAAAAAAAAUAUGAGGAAGUUAAAGAUAAUGAUGUUUUAAAGCCAUUGUAUUCAGUAGAUAAUGCAGAAGAAAAACCUAAUUAUCAAGUAUCCACAGUAAAUAAUGUAAAGAUUGAAAUACAAAACGAAGCGAAUUCAGUAACGACAAGUGAUACAGUAAAGAUACAUUCGGAUAUAAUGUAUAGAAUAGAUGAUGCAAAUAAAGUAAAGAUUGGUGAAAAAAAUAAAGAUGUGGCAUCAGUUGGAGAUAUUAGUGUGAAUAUAGCACUGUCACCAACAGUAUCAGAAAAUAACCCGUUUGAUGUGCAAAACAUAGUUUCAACACAAGUUCCGAGUAAACAUGAAGUGUAUAGAGAUAGAAAACUGUUCAAUAGAUCAACAUACAUAGACAAUGAGGUACAAAAACAAUAUAACAGGAGUUACGCAUAUAGCACUAGGGUCACAAAUUUUCAUUCCUCAGAAAUGAUCAACUACUCGAAUUACAUCGAUUAUAACCCUUUCUCGAUAUUCUCAGUUAAGGAAAAUAGCGGGAAUGAGUUAGUAAAGGAGAGUGACCUUAAGAAACUCAGAACGGUGAUAUUAAGCAGUAGCCAUAGCGAAGAGACUCUAAUAAAGUACUUCACAGAGGCAAUAUGUAUAACAAAUACACACAUGAUGAGCCAGAUCAUCGAGUUCCUAGUAACCUUCCUUAGAGAAACACAUAAAAUUAGACAGUUUGUAGUUAGAUUGAUGCUAUGCGCACUGUCAUUUCACCCAGAAGAGUUUGUGAACCUGUUUAAAGCAGAUUACCUGAACGUACUGUUCACACCAGUGAUAGAUGACUCAAUAGGAGUGUAUUUUCUGAAGCUGCUGCUUUCAUACAAGUCAACAUUUGGGUCCAGGUCUGAAAUAUCAACAAACAUACCAUAUUCAAUAAAUUCUCAAGGCCUGUUGAUGUAUUCAAGUAACCAAGAACUAAUUAACACACCAAGAGAUACUUUUAUAUCGGGGAAAAUAGAAACUCUGUAUAUUCUGAAAAUCUUGCUGGAACGUUCAAAAGCGUCGACAGUAUACAGUAUCCCAAACAGUAUGCUGAGAGAACAGCUGUGCAUGCUCUGGUACGAUAUGCCUAAAACAAUACCAAACGUAAAUAUAAUAGAAGUGUUGCUGCACUGGAUAAACUCGAAGGAGGACUUGGAGACAAAAAAGUACCCGUUCUUGCUCUUGGAAAAAGUAAGAGAUCAGCACCCAUUCCCAAAUGGCCAGACGAUUAUAUUGUCCCAAUUCUUCAUGUUUGCCCUGAACCACAAAGCAAACGUGAACAAUCACUUGGAGUAUGUAAUUACUAUCGCAAGCAGUGACUCUAACCCUAAUGAAAGUGCUAAUGUGUCAAAAAACAACAGCAUCAGAAGAGAAAGCAUGAUUUCCUCAAAAAAUAGUUUUAUUAAGAAUAGUUCGAGGAAUAGUUUCGUAGGUUUAAUUAGAGACGAGAAUAUAUUGGAAACUGUGCUGUACAGGAUACUGUACAACUUCAACGAGAGAGAUUUGCUGGAUCUGUGGUGCCUAAUAUGCGUAAUACCGUGGAAAGUAACAAGCCCAAGCUCACCAUUUUCAAGAUUAUUCGUAUACACACUUAACACAAUACUUAAACUGACCUCUAUGAGUUAUGAUAACUACCCGUCUAUGAUAAAUGAAACAAAAAUCAGGCUUGAUAUAAUGGAAAAUUGUCUAAGAAUAUGUUUGGCAAGGUGUUCGUGCCCAAUAAACUCACUUAACUCACUCCUGCAAACGACAUUGCUCCUAAACCCAGAGUCGUAUCGCAAUGAAAGUAUACAAGGCAUAACUAAAGGACCGGGGGAAAAUAUAAUAAUCUCAACGUUGUAUAAAAAUGGAAUGAUUCUGAAUAGCCUGUGCAACUUCCUGUGGAAGUGCCACUUCCUGUGGACAAGAAUAAAGGAAGGAGUGAACAUGGAGGUAGUAAUAGUGGUGACUGAGCUGUACAAAAUACUGGGAAAUUUCACAAGCGUGAAGCCUCUGGAUGAUACUCACCUGUAUAACUCAGUGUCAAACACAAACAGCGGAGAGAUGUACAAGUUCUUCAACGACUCAGCAAAUAAGGGAAUUUGGACCAAAAUAACAACAUUCAUACCGCAAAUUAAUUUGGAACAAUAUUUUAAUACUCGAGAAUUGAAUGGAUCAGAACAAUAUUAUCAGGAUAUGGAAGAACAAGAACAAAAUUAUGAUACGUUCAACGAAACGGGUAGAGAUGAUUAUAUGGUAUAUAACGAGGAUGAACUAAUUGAUACGGGACAGGUGGUGGGAUUAAAAAACCUAGGAAAUAGCUGUUACCUGAACAGCCUGCUCCAGAGUCUGUGUCACACUAAGUUAGAAAAUAAUGAGAGCAACAAGAUGGUAAAUUCGUUGGUGAAGUUGUUUAGGAAGAUGAAGACUACGACAAAGAGGUCAGUGUCGCCUAAGAACGUGUUUAAAAUGAUGUCGGAAAAUUUGACAAACUCCCAGCAAGAUGUGACGGAAGCAAUAAGAUAUAUUUCACAAGCUAUUGACCCGAAUCUUGAGCUUUGGAAGUCAGUGUUUGCAGGACUGGUAGUAAGGAGAAUCAAGUGCUUGAGGUGUGAAUCGUCCUCAGAUAAUGAGGAAAUAAUAUACGAUUUCUCAUUAAGCCUAAACAAGGCAAGGUCCGUGCAGAAAAUGCUCGACAACUUCUCCAAAGUUGAGACACUUUCAGGAGAUAACAAAUACUUCUGCAUCAACUGUAAUAAGGAUGUUAAGGCACACAUGUGGAACAUAAUAGCUUCGCCCCCGUCACACCUUAUCAUCAUACUCAAUCGCAACAACUGGAGCUAUAACGAGACGCAGAAGGUUUUAAAAGCAGUCAAAAUAGACUCCCACCUCUUCAUUGAAGGAUUCCAGUACAGACUCUAUGGGUCUAUAAUACACUCGGGAGACUCAACUGAUUCAGGCCACUACUACUUUAUCGGAUGUGAUUCGGAAAUCUUCGAAAAUUGGAACAAAGUGGACGACUCUGUAGUGAAACCCGUUCAUGAAUUUGCCGUGGAUGACCUAUCCAGAGACCCCUCGAAUACACAUGUGCCCUACGUCUUAUUCUACAGGUGCUUACAGGCUCCACAAACACCCAAAUUUUAA
Messenger RNA from Theileria annulata, 3672 nucleotides. RefSeq names its product ubiquitin carboxyl-terminal hydrolase, putative. The transcript is spliced from 2 exons. The coding region runs from base 1 to 3672 and encodes 1223 amino acids. Gene Ontology annotation, biological process: protein deubiquitination. Gene Ontology annotation, molecular function: cysteine-type deubiquitinase activity; cysteine-type endopeptidase activity. The record is from RefSeq and is a predicted model, not a curated record. Lineage: Eukaryota; Apicomplexa; Aconoidasida; Piroplasmida; Theileriidae. Gene Ontology annotation, cellular component: nucleus; cytosol.